Podospora pseudocomata is the source of this 3054-nucleotide messenger RNA. It is a transcript of the gene TOP3, whose product is annotated as DNA topoisomerase. Gene Ontology annotation, biological process: DNA topological change. Gene Ontology annotation, cellular component: nucleus. The transcript has 3 exons. Lineage: Eukaryota; Fungi; Ascomycota; Sordariomycetes; Sordariales; Podosporaceae. The coding region runs from base 200 to 2173 and encodes 657 amino acids. Gene Ontology annotation, molecular function: DNA topoisomerase type I (single strand cut, ATP-independent) activity; DNA binding. The record is from RefSeq and is a predicted model, not a curated record.
GCAUAUCGAGUUUGGGCUCACAUCACGUUCGCGCAUGUAUUUCAUGAAAUUUCACAUCUCAACUCGGUUCACCACCCCAUUCAGGCCUCGUGAACUGAAAAGGCGGGAUUGUUGCCUAAUAUCCAUGAAAGUGAAAUUCAUCAGAUGAGAUUAUCUGAACCCGAGGAAAGCUGUCAACCAGUGUUGACUGCUGCCUCUCAUGAAAGGCACGAAGAGGAGCUUAUACGUGCAGGUUGGAGUCUUGAGCAGGCUUUCCUCUCAUCGCGACUCGGUUGUGAGAGCAAAUCAUAUCUACAAUUUGAAGAAGUCUAGAUUUGGAGUCUCAUCCAACAUUCAAUCUCAUGUUGCCAAUUGCAGCUCUUCUCUCUUCUUCUUCUUCUUCUUCUCCACUCACUCUCCUUCACUAGCAAAGUCCACGGCAAAAACUACGAAAACAACUUCAACCAAAACAACCAAAUCGUCACCAACUUCAUCGACUAAGAUAUCGAAGGUUUCCACCAAGACCUCAUCAGCAAAAACUGAACAACCAAUCAUCGACACAAAACCCAACAACAUCAUGACACGCGUCCUCUGCGUGGCUGAAAAGCCCUCCAUCGCCAAAGCAGUCGCCCAACACCUCUCCGGAGGCCAAUAUCAAACUGCGAACACCUCAGACAAAUACACCAAAAACUACUCCUUCACCUUCAACUUCGGCCCCGGCCUGGGCGACUCCAACGUAACCAUGACCGCCGUCCGCGGCCACCUCACCACCGCCGAAUUCCCCCCCACCUACAAAUCCUGGUCCCACCCACCCCCCGACUCCCUCUUCGACGCCCCCAUCACCACCGUCACAACCCCCGACUGCAAAGCCAUAGCCCGCAACAUCGAAACCCUCGCCCGGUCCUCCUCCGUCCUCAUCGUCUGGACCGACUGCGACCGCGAGGGGGAGCACAUCGGCUCCGAAAUCCGCGACGCCGCGCUCAAGGGGAACAGGAACAUCCAGGUCAGGCGAGCGCGGUUUUCAAACGUGGAGAGGGGGCACAUACUCAGCGCGGCGAGGAGGUUGGUGGCGCUGGAUCAGCGGCAGGUUGAUGCCGUGGCGGCGAGGAUUGAGCUGGAUUUGAGGAUCGGGUUUGCUUUCACAAGGUUCUUGACGAAUAACCUGCGGGGGUUGGGGGGUCCGAUGGGGGAGUUGAUGAUCAGUUAUGGGUCUUGUCAGUUUCCCACUCUGGGGUUCGUCGUCGAUCGGUACUUUCGGGUCAAGAAUUUUGUUCCCGAGGCGUUUUGGAGUAUCAAGCUUGUUCACGAGAGGGAGGGGAUGAAGGUGAGCUUUGGCUGGGCGCGGAAUCGACUGUUUGAUCGGGCGGCGGUGACGAUUCUGUAUGAACGCUGCCUGAGGGCGAGGGAGGCGGUGGUGAAAAAGGUUCAGGAGAAGCCCACCAAAAAGUGGAAGCCUCUCCCGCUUACGACGGUGGAAUUACAAAAAAUGGCGACGAGGUUUUUGAGGAUGACGGGUCAGCAGGCUAUGACGGUGGCGGAGAAGCUGUACAACAAGGGGUUUAUCUCUUAUCCGAGGACAGAGACGGACAGGUUUGACAAGGGGAUGAACCUGAGGGGGUUGGUCGAGAAGCAGUUUCCUGAUGGGAGGUGGGGGGCUUUCGCGAGGGAGUUGAUCGAGGGGGGGAGGUUCAACCAGCCGAGGCAGGGGAAGAAUGAUGAUAAGGCUCAUCCGCCUAUCCACCCUAUCACCUACGCGGCGCCGACGGUGCUGGAUGAGCAGGAGAGGAAGGUGUAUGAGUUUGUGGUGAGGAGGUUUUUGGCUUGUUGCUCGGAUGAUGCCAAGGGGAUGGCGACGGAUGUGGAGGUGGGGUAUGGGGAGGAGAUGUUUGCUGCGCAUGGGGUUAUUGUGCUGGAGAGGAAUUAUCUGGAUGUGUACCCCUACGAAAACUGGACGGGGACGGCCAUGUUGCCCAAGUUUGAGGUGGGGGAGAGGUUUGAGCCGACCGAGGCCAUGAUGACGGAGGGGAAGACGAGCCCGCCGAGUUACUUGACCGAGGCGGAUCUAAUUGCGUUGAUGGAUGCGAAUGGGAUUGGGACGGAUGCCACGAUGGCGGAGCACAUUGAGAAGAUUCAGGAGAGGCAAUAUGUGGUUACGGUGCCGAGGGGGAGGAGCUGGUGGUGCCGAGGAAGAUAAUGAGCCUCCUCCUGCUGCUGGGCGAGGCCGUGGGAGAGGAAGGGGGAGGGGUGGACGAGCUGCUCGUGGCGGGAGAGGAGGGGCGAGAGGCGGUGGUGCUGGGGGAGGAGGGGGUGGUGAUGGUGUCAAGGAGUUUAUCCCGACCAGUCUCGGAGUUGCCCUUAUCAUGGGUUUCGACAGGAUGAGCUUCGAGAUCAGUCUUGGGAAGCCGUUUCUACGAAAGGAGACGGAGCUCAUGAUGAAAGCCAUCUGCGAGGGCAGGUCGACCAAGCAAGAGUUUCUGCAGAGCAACAUACACCAGUACAGGACGGUAUACCAUCAGUCCUCCGCGGAGCUCAAUACACUCAAAGCAGCCUGCAGACAAUACGUCUUCAACAACGGCAACGGGCAAUGAACGAUCAACAUAUCUCCUCCCGAGUAUAUCAGAGGCUGGUCACACAGAACAGCACUGCACGAAUUCCCUCACCUAUACACCCUCACGUAUAGUAAGUACAACAACCCUCUCAAACCACUCACAACACGCCCCCAACCUGAAACAAAUGUCCCCGCCCUCUCUAACCAACGAGAACAAAAGCACCAGCAGCAGUGCAUCCUAUCAACAACACCACAUUUUGCCUGCCGUGAAAUGGCGGGCGGGAUUUACCUGCAUGUCGCUGGUGCGCGGGUGUGGACCAUCACGAGCUCCCCCCUUCUUCUUCCCCUCCCAUCAAUUCCUCGGCCGCGGCGGAAUUGGGGGUGCUAUUUCCCCCCUCCUUCCGAUAACCGGAUGUCCGGGGGUUGGUAAAAAGAUCAUGGCUUUUUUUCUUUGACACUCCCGUUCCGUUUUCCGGGCUCCGGUUCGUUGCAGUAAAAGCAAGCAGCCAGAGAGGUGUGUGUUUGUG